AUGGCAACUGAUCGUGUAGAUUCUGACGUUCAGAUAGGCACAGUUACGCUUCCUAUCGCACCUUUUCGCGAGACUAAUCCUAAGUCUUGGUUUGGUCAGCUAGAAUCGCAAUUUUCUUUGCGUGGUAUUAGGUCCGAAAAGACCAAGUUCCACCUAGUCGUUUCCGCGCUUCCGCUAAAUGUCAUCGAUGACAUUGAUGACAUUCUAGAUCUUCCUGACGACCAAAAGACUUACGAUGCAGUCAAGACAGCUGUUCUGAGAAGAACAGGCUUAUCCGAUCGACAACGAGUUACGAAACUCCUCAACGAAACCGAUCUUGGCGAUCUUAAGCCAUCUCAGCUGCUUCGAAAAAUGCAGAGCCUAGCUAAACCCUCUUCGAUAGAUGAUUCUUUUCUUCGGGAAAUGUGGUU
Molecule: messenger RNA, 410 nt
Organism: Dicrocoelium dendriticum
Lineage: Eukaryota; Metazoa; Platyhelminthes; Trematoda; Plagiorchiida; Dicrocoeliidae
Source: the annotation of a GenBank genome assembly